Hibiscus syriacus is the source of this 555-nucleotide messenger RNA. RefSeq names its product stress-response A/B barrel domain-containing protein At5g22580-like. Lineage: Eukaryota; Viridiplantae; Streptophyta; Magnoliopsida; Malvales; Malvaceae. The record is from RefSeq and is a predicted model, not a curated record. Bases 34 to 351 code for a protein of 105 amino acids. The transcript has 2 exons.
CUCUACAAGAGAUACAAGUGGAGGAACACAGCAAUGGCAGGGUUCAAGCAUCUUGUUAUUGUUAAGUUUAAGGCCGAUUGUCCGGUCGACGACAUACUCAAAGGAAUGGAGAAGCUGGUUUCGGAGAUCGACGCCGUCAAAUCAUUCGAAUGGGGACAAGACAUUGAGAGUGAAGAGAUGCUUAGACAAGGGUUUACACAUGCCUUCUUGAUGAGUUUCGACAGCAAAGCGGAAUAUACUGCGUUUGUGGGACAUCCAAGUCAUGUUGAAUUCUCUGCAACGUUUUCUGGCGCCAUUGACAAGAUUGUGCUCCUUGAUUUCCCUUGUGUUGUUGCAAAGGCUUCGGCUUGAUUGAUGAUUUUCGACAAUGCAUAGAUCGGCUUCUGUCGUUUGUUAUGUCAUUAUCUCUUGUAUUUGUGCAUCUAUGUGUUAUGGUUUGUAAUUUCUGAACAAUCUGAAUUUGUCUUAUGUUUUGUGUUCGAAUAUUUAAAGACGCACAGUAAGGUAAGAGUUGGUGAUACAAAUAAUAAGGUAAGAAUCGUUUGAUUGGGUUCA